Molecule: messenger RNA, 5091 nt
Organism: Dendrobium catenatum
Lineage: Eukaryota; Viridiplantae; Streptophyta; Magnoliopsida; Asparagales; Orchidaceae
Product: ABC transporter C family member 3
Exons: 10
Coding region: 327-4889 (1520 amino acids)
Biological process (GO): transmembrane transport
Cellular component (GO): vacuolar membrane; plant-type vacuole
Molecular function (GO): ABC-type transporter activity; ATP binding; ATP hydrolysis activity
Source: RefSeq, a predicted model, not a curated record
AGAGCCAAGUGAAAGGCAUGGUAAAGACAAACUGAACCAGGUCAUUUCCCCGAACUCUCUCACCUGUCGAAUCUGUGCCCCAUGGCUGACGGCAUCAUUAAUUUAUUCGGAUAAAUCGGACCCACUCCGUCCUACCGGAAUGAAAACGACGAACCAGCAAACUUGCCCGGCAAGCAGCCUCCUCGGUUUGGAUGACUUGUAGAGUGACAGUGAUCACCGCGCUGAAACUUGCGUAUAUAAACCCCAAUGCUCUCCUUCUGUACGCCAAGUAACAAUUUUGAAGGUGGAAUAUUCUUUUCAACCCUAGACGAUAGUAAGAGGCAAAGAUGGAGUUUUUACGAUAUGCGGCUCAUGGUUUGCGAGCCUCAUUUCCGAAUCCAAGCGGUGCAUUCUUCUUAGAACCUGUCUUUCUUCAUUGGUUCUAUGCUUCCUGUCACAUUCUGCUCUUGAUUGCAUUGUCUUUGCUUUGGUUCUGUAGGAGGUCUAGUGGUGGAAGUUUGAAUAAAGAUAGAAUAGAAAAUGAUAGAUUUUUGUAUUACAGAGUAACGUUCUCAACCAGCUUGACUCUAUCCUUGUUUUAUUUCUUCCUGUGCAUCUAUGAUCUCUUUUGGUAUGGUGAUGACAAAGGGAUUUUUGUUAAACAACUUGCCACUCCUUUGGAUUUGGGCGUUAGAGCAAUCACUUGGCUUGUCAUUUCGGCUUACUUGCACUUCUCUAUCCUUCCAUCUAGUCGGAAGAGAUUCCCUGCUCUUCUUAAGAUAUGGUGGGGUAUCUACUUGCUAAUGUCCUGCUCUUCCAUUGCUUUAGAUUAUUUCUACUAUAGCAAGCUUGACAUCAUGGAAAGCUAUAUGUGGGUAAUGGAUCUUGGAUCUUUUUUUUCUGCUCUGGUUCUUAAUUAUACUGGAUUUUUCGGAAAGAGGGUUGAAGAUGGGAGUAAUCAUCUUCAAGAAUCUCUGUUGAAUGGUGGGGUAAGUAAUCCUAGUGGGGAACUAAGUGAGAUUGAUAGUGGUCCUGGAGACGUCUCCUUGUUCACAAAUGCUAGUUUUCUUAGCAUCCUUACCUUCUCUUGGUUGAGUCCAUUGAUUGCUGCUGGUAAUAAGAAGACUUUAGACCUUAGAGAUAUACCUCAGCUUGAUCACAGAGAUAGUGUUGAUGGGGUUCUUCCAAUUUUCAAAAGCAAGCUUGAAUCUUGCAAUGCAAGUAGUUGCGAAAACAAUAGCGGUGGAAAUAGUGAACAAGCUGCUCAUAUUACUUCUUUCAAUUUAGCAAAGGCAUUAAUCUUAUCUUCUUGGAGACUUGUGUUUCUUACAUCUAUUUAUGCGCUUCUUUAUACCGUAGCUUCCUAUGUCGGACCCUAUCUUAUUGAUUACUUCGUUCAGUAUCUUAAUGGUCACCAGACGUUUGCUAAUGAAGGUUAUGUUUUAGUAGUGGCAUUCAUAGUUGCGAAGAUAUUUGAAUGCCUUACACAGAGGCAUUGGUACUUUCGAUUACAGCAAAUUGGCAUGAGAGUUAGGUCAUUCCUAGUAUCGAUUAUCUACCAGAAGGGUCUUACCCUAUCGAGCAAUUCAAGACAAGGACGUACCACCGGGGAGAUCAUCAAUAUCAUGAGUGUGGAUGCCGAUAGAGUUUCAAUUUUUUGUUGGUAUUUGCAUGAUCUAUGGAUGGUCCCUGUUCAAGUAGCUUUGGCUUUAUUUAUCUUGUAUGCUAGAUUGGGCAUUGCUUCACUAGCUGCUUUGGCAGCUACUUUUGUUGUUAUGUUUGCAAAUGUUCCCUUGGGUAAAAUGCAAGAGAAAUACCAAGAAAAGAUGAUGGAAUCAAAAGAUAUAAGGAUGAAAUCCACUUCAGAAAUCCUAAGAAAUAUGAGAAUUCUCAAGCUUCAAGGCUGGGAGAUGAAAUUCUUAGAAAAGAUUGCUGAGCUCAGAAAAAAUGAAACAAAUUGGUUGAAAAAAUAUGUUUACACAUCUGCAAUGACUACUUUUGUGUUUUGGGGUGCACCUACAUUUGUAGCUGUGGUUACUUUUGGAACUUGCGUACUUAUGGGGAUUACUUUAGAGUCAGGAAAGGUUCUAUCAGCACUUGCAACAUUUAGAGUGUUGCAGGAACCAAUUUAUACUCUACCUGACACCAUCUCCAUGGUUGUUCAAACCAAAGUCUCACUUGACAGGAUAACAACAUUCCUUCGUCUUGAGGACUUGCAAAAGGAUGUCGUAGAGAAGCUUCCUAAAGGAAGUUCUGAUGUUGCAAUUGAAGUGAGCAACGGAACGUUCUCAUGGGACCUUUCACCUGAGUCGUCACCUACCCUGAGAGAUUUAAAUUUUAAAAUACUACAAGGUAUGAGAGUAGCAGUUUGUGGAACUGUUGGUUCUGGGAAGUCUAGUUUGCUUUCUUGUAUCUUAGGUGAAGUUCCUAAAAUAGAUGGAAUAGUGAAAUUAUGUGGGUUGACGGCAUAUGUUGCACAAUCACCAUGGAUACAGAGUGGAAAGAUUCAAGACAAUAUACUCUUUGGUAAGAAAAUGGACUUAGAAAAUUAUGAUAAUGUCCUCGAAGCUUGUUCAUUGAAGAAGGACUUGGAGAUUCUCCCUUUUGGUGACCAAACAAUAAUAGGGGAAAGAGGCAUCAACCUAAGUGGGGGACAGAAGCAAAGGGUUCAGAUUGCACGUGCUUUAUACCAAGACGCUGAUAUUUUUUUGUUUGAUGAUCCAUUUAGUGCUGUUGAUGCUCACACUGGCUCCCAUCUCUUUAAGGAAUGCUUGCUUGGACGUUUGGCUUCUAAGACCGUAGUCUAUGUCACCCACCAGGUUGAAUUUCUACCUUCAGCUGAUCUUAUAUUGGUAAUGAAAGAUGGAAAGAUUACAGAAAUCGGUAAAUACAAUGACAUAAUGACUUCGGGAAGGGACUUGAUGGAAUUAGUAGGUGCUCAUAAAGAAGCCUUGUCAGCUCUUGACAAUAUGGAACUUCCUAAAGAUUGUUCAAGCGAUAUUGCAGAAGAUGAUUCAGCUAAUAGUAAAAGUAGCAAGCAGACUCUUUAUGAAGAUAAGAAAGAUAUAAUGAAUUCUAAAGUUGAUGAAAAAGAGAUUCAGAAAGGCCAGCUUGUGCAAGAAGAAGAAAGGGAGAAAGGAAGAGUUGGGUUCUGGGUUUACUGGAGGUAUAUCACAACAGCAUAUAAAGGAUCUCUAGUGCCACUAAUAUUGUUUGCCCAGAUUGUUUUUCAAGUCCUUCAGAUAGCUAGCAAUUACUGGAUGGCUUGGGCAGCUCCAGUGUCCAAAGAUGUGGAAGCUCCAGUCACUGUGCUUACUCUUAUCUUUGUCUAUAUUGCAUUAGCCAUUGGGAGUUCUAUAUGCAUCCUUAUAAGAGCUUUUCUACUUGCAAUGGCUGGAUUCAAAACUGCAACAAUACUAUUUAGUAGGAUGCAUUUUAGCAUAUUUCGUGCUCCCAUGUCCUUUUUUGAUUCCACCCCCAGCGGACGUAUUUUGAAUAGGGCUUCAACCGAUCAAAGCGAUGUAGAUACAAACAUACCUUACCAAGUUGGCGCAUUUGCAUUUACAAUCAUACAACUUAUCGGAAUUAUUGCAGUCAUGUCACAAGUUGCAUGGCAAGUUUUCAUCAUCUUUAUUCCAGUGAUUGGAUUAUGCUUUUGGUAUCAGCGAUAUUAUAUUGACACAGCACGAGAACUAGCAAGGUUGGUGGGACUAUUGAAAGCUCCAGUUAUACAACAUUUUUCAGAAUCAUUGUCAGGAUCAACAACUAUCAGAAGCUUCGGUGAAGAAUCGAGAUUUAUAGACAUUAAUUCCAAACGCUUGGAUGAAUGUAAUCGACCAAGGUUUUAUAAUAAUACUGCAAUGGAGUGGCUUUGCUUUCGUUUGGAUAUGUUGUCAUCCAUUGUGUUUGCUUUUUGUUUGAUAUUCUUGAUUAGCUUGCCAAAAGGGGUGAUUGAUCCUGGUCUUGCUGGUCUUGCCGUUACAUAUGGUCUUAAUCUGAAUAUGCUGCAGGCAUGGGUCAUUUGGACUCUAUGUAACCUUGAAAACAAAAUAAUAGCAGUGGAGAGGAUACUUCAGUAUACAAACAUUCCUAGUGAACCUCCUCUUGUUAUAGAAAUGAACAGGCCAGAUGUUAACUGGCCGUCAAAAGGAGAUUUGGACCUUCGUGACCUGCAGGUUCGGUAUGCACCACACAUGCCUUUUGUUUUAAAAGGCCUCACAUGCAGUUUCCCUGGUGGCUUGAAGACUGGCAUUGUUGGGAGAACUGGUAGUGGCAAAUCUACCCUAAUUCAAACGCUCUUCCGCAUCAUAGAUCCUACAGUUGGUGAAAUUGUUAUUGAUGGCAUCAACAUCUCAACUAUUGGACUGCAUGAUUUAAGAUCUAAGUUGAGCAUUAUUCCACAAGAUCCUACAAUGUUUGAGGGAACUGUGCGUAGCAAUCUUGAUCCACUUGAAGAGUACACAGAUGAACAAAUCUGGGAGGCAUUAGAUUGCUGCCAGCUAGGGGAUGAAGUUCGAAAGAAAGAAAAAAAGUUAGAUUCAAUAGUGACUGAAAAUGGUGAAAAUUGGAGUGUGGGUCAACGUCAGUUGGUCUGCCUUGGAAGAGUCAUUCUAAAAAGAAGCAAGGUACUGGUUCUUGAUGAAGCAACUGCUUCAGUGGACACUGCAACUGAUAACCUGAUUCAGAAAACAUUAAGGCAACAAUUUUGUGAUUCGACAGUCAUCACAAUAGCUCAUAGGAUAACAUCAGUCCUUGAUAGUGACAUGGUCCUUCUUCUCGAUAAUGGAUUUAUCGUUGAACAUAACACACCGUUAAGCUUGCUAGAGAAUAAGACAUCCAUGUUUGCAAAGCUCGUUGCAGAAUACUCAAUGAGAUCAGACUCCAAUUUUAGAAAGCUCGAUAAUUUAUAAAUGAUGUGUGAUAGAGGCCAGAAAUUUAUUUUUAGAUGGUGAAGAAAAAGUCUUUGCUCAUUAUUUCAACUCCAUGAGUUAGAAUGCCUUUUCUUAGACUUGCAUAAUUUUAUCUUUCAAUUUUCUUAUAUUUUACUUUUGAUUGAUUUCACGAGUGACAAUCUCCAAUUUGAUAACCUGAGCUAGUUGUAAGAUCUUUGUA